This is a messenger RNA of Aspergillus tanneri, 1233 nucleotides long. RefSeq lists its product as uncharacterized. The coding region runs from base 1 to 1233 and encodes 410 amino acids. The record is from RefSeq and is a predicted model, not a curated record. The transcript is spliced from 2 exons. NCBI's taxonomy places the organism in Eukaryota, Fungi, Ascomycota, Eurotiomycetes, Eurotiales, Aspergillaceae.
AUGGAAUACCAUUUUGUUCCUCUGGAGGAGCGCGCAAAAGACGACAAAGGGAAUCUUCUGCCCUGGGGAUAUGUCUACAAAGACGAAGCCCGUAACCCCCGACGACCACCUGAGGAAACAGGACCCUUUGGAAAACGACGAAAUGCUCGCUAUGAACAUGCUCGCUCACGGACACGGACUGGCACCCCAGGAAAGAGGGAUAACCCGAACGUUGUCGAAUUUGGGCGCCUGUUCGCUCAACAGCAGGAGGAGGAGAGCAGCCGCAGCAAAACCUUGCCCAAGUCGUCAUCUUCCUCGAACCUCGAGAACUCAUGGAAGCAGACAGAAAAGGUCGCUACUGAAUGCAUGCUCUAUGGUUACCGGAGCAAAGACUCAGAGUGGAAGGCCAUUGAUAAGUUUGAGCGGAUUUCGCGCGGCGUAAUUUAUGAGGACUAUCCUCGUACGGACCCCAACUCUUCGAGUGGAUAUGCCCAGCUUCUUAGCGGUGGUGAUGUGGUUAUUCGUGCGAACUUGUCUGCGGAUGCGAAUCGUAAAUCGAAGCGAUAUGCUGGUGGAUUUAACUGGAUCAAGGUCACGUUUGACUCGACUAUCGCUGCGGAUCGAGCCUGUUUCUUUUCCCCCCAGGAGAUCGAUGGUCACCUUGUAUUUUGUGAGCUGUUUCAUGGCCAAGGUCCUACGGAGGAUGUUCCUAUCCCUGUCGACUCAUCCUUUUCCAGCAAAUUUAAUUCGAGACAAGCACGGACCUUGACUAGUUCUCAUUCCACUGCAUUCCUCACUAUGGAUAAAGAGCGGCCGUCGACGUUACCGCGAUCAUUUGCGAUCAACAACCUUUCUACUGUGCCUGACGUCGAGGAAGAUGAGUCUUUCGAUUCCACAAAUACAGCAAGUUCGGCAACGGCUACUGGCGUGGACCAAGCUUCGCCUGUCCAUCAACGAAAUGUCGCCCAGGAAGUGAAACCCGAGUCUGAGUUCAUGACGCAUAUUCCGACAGUCCGUCGAACGAAAUUGCGCCCGAUAACCGAAGCCCUCCCUCCCCAGCCAACAGUUACGGAGCGUGUUCUGCGGUCGAUUCCGAUCCUCAGCUGGUUCACAGGCGAUAUUGUAGGAGACGGACCCCAGCUCCGGGAAGAUGGGACGUUUGACUAUGACAAGUCCAACACCUAUUGGCGCUUCUGGCACAUGGUUGAUCGGGUCCUCGGGACCGACAUUUGUGGACUGAGAGAAGAAUCUUGA